Molecule: messenger RNA, 741 nt
Organism: Schistosoma intercalatum
Lineage: Eukaryota; Metazoa; Platyhelminthes; Trematoda; Strigeidida; Schistosomatidae
Source: the annotation of a GenBank genome assembly
AUGUUGACGUUCGAACCAAUCAGUCGAAUAGCUGUUGUCAAAUGUUUGGGACCACGUUUAGUUUUAUUCUUUAAAACAUUUGCUUUAUUCUAUGUUCUUUAUCCGAAAUAUGAGUCGACUGUGGGUUAUUGUGUUUUUAAAUGCGCACCUAUUUUAUCACUUGUUGCAUUUGUUUAUAUGUAUGGGGUUAAGAUACCAAACAAUCAAGCCUAUUCUUUAAAAAUUUUUCUUGGUCUUCUAUUCUCUUGUCUAGGCGAUGCAUUUUUGGUAUGGCCUAGUCUUCUUAUUCCCGGCAUGGCUAUGUUUGCUAUUACACAUAUAUUAUACAUUUACGCAUUUGGUUUUCAACGUUUAAAACUAUCUAUAUUGUUCAUUUUACUGCCAAUACUUCUCUGUGUAUGUGUUUCUAUAAAAGAAGGACUAGACGGUAUCAAUACAUUUGUUAUUCCAGCUUAUGGAUUAAUAUUAGUAAUUAUGGUAUGGCGUGCAUUAGCCCAAUUAACUAAACAUGAAUAUUCUAUACCAUGGACAUGUAUAGCUUCUGCCGUUGGUGGAUUACUAUUUGGUGUAUCUGAUACUAUAUUGGGAAUUUGUUUAUUCUCUAGUGAUAUAUCGUCAUUUAAAUGUAAUUUAAUUUUACCAACGUAUUAUGCUGGUCAGUUGUUGAUUUCUGUAUCUGUUGUUGAUAGCCAUUUAACAUCAAUAAAAACGAGUCCAUAUCAUGAAGAUAAAAAGCAGUAG